Molecule: messenger RNA, 470 nt
Organism: Ornithorhynchus anatinus (platypus)
Lineage: Eukaryota; Metazoa; Chordata; Mammalia; Monotremata; Ornithorhynchidae
Gene: ANAPC11
Product: anaphase promoting complex subunit 11
Exons: 3
Coding region: 135-389 (84 amino acids)
Biological process (GO): protein ubiquitination; anaphase-promoting complex-dependent catabolic process; positive regulation of mitotic metaphase/anaphase transition
Cellular component (GO): anaphase-promoting complex; nucleus
Molecular function (GO): ubiquitin protein ligase activity; zinc ion binding; cullin family protein binding
Source: RefSeq, a predicted model, not a curated record
CACAAGUGGCGGAGGCGGGAUUAGAACCCACGUCCUCCGACUCCCAGGCCCGGCCCUUUUCAGCCGAGCUGGGGAGCUGACUGUUUGCCCUAGGGUUUAGCACAGCGUUUGGGCACCCGGGACCCCGGGCCGCCAUGAGGGUGAAGAUCAAGUGCUGGAACGGAGUGGCCUCCUGGCUCUGGGUGGCCAACGACGAGAACUGCGGAAUCUGCAGGAUGGCCUUCAACGGCUGCUGUCCCGACUGCAAGGUGCCCGGGGACGACUGCCCCCUGGUCUGGGGCCAGUGCUCUCACUGCUUCCACAUGCACUGCAUCCUCAAGUGGCUCAACUCCCAGCAGAUCCAGCAGCACUGUCCCAUGUGCCGCCAGGAGUGGAAGUUCAAGGAGUGACGGACCCGCCCCCCCCCCCCCCCCGGAAACGUCGCCGUUCUUCUGCGGAAAACUUUAAAUUCAUUAAAAGGUGGCAACGGG